Molecule: messenger RNA, 1157 nt
Organism: Anopheles gambiae (African malaria mosquito)
Lineage: Eukaryota; Metazoa; Arthropoda; Insecta; Diptera; Culicidae
Exons: 3
Coding region: 250-930 (226 amino acids)
Biological process (GO): regulation of transcription by RNA polymerase II
Cellular component (GO): transcription regulator complex; nucleus
Source: RefSeq, a predicted model, not a curated record
ACGCUCAUCGGAUGCGAUUUUAUCGGACGAGAUUUAUAUGGGAUUUGACAGAUAACGUCGGACGUGCGAUUUCGUCGUACGACGGAAUCAAAAAAUUUUGAUUCCGUCGGAUCGUCGCAUCCGAUUUUAUCUGUCAAACUGAAUUUAACAGUAUAAACCCAAAAUUCAUGUUUUUUCUCGAAGUGACAUCUGUUUGUUUGGAACUUUGUUUGUAUCGAAAACCAAAUAGCAAGCGAUACUUUUUCAGCCAUGUCGAACGUGCGAGUGGACGAAGAAAAUUUGAUUUUGUUGGUGCAAGAGCACCGUUAUUUAUGGGACCUCCGGGAUCCGGAGUACAAAAACAACACCCUUAAAAAAAAUGCGUGGGACUCCAUAGCCCAGCAGCUCCACACAACCGAUAUGGUGGCCAAAAAUAAAUGGCGAAACUUGCGGGACACAUUCGCCCGCAAACUAGCUGAAAUAAAUCAGCCAUCUGGGUCGGGAUACAAGCAUGUCCGAUGGAAGUUUUACGAGCAGAUGAGCUUCCUCAAAGACAUGCUUGCGUCCCGACCCAGAGUUGGGAAUCUAGAGUCAUCUUGGCAAGAUGAAAGUAUCGAAUAUUUGGAAGAGAGCGAUGAUCUUCUAGAGCAUUUGGACCCGGCAAAUAAACAGAGAGCAACAGAAAACAACAGAAAGCGGAAACAGGAUGAUCGAGUGCUGCAGGACAUAGUUAAUGUGGAGAAGGAGCGCAACGAACUUUUGAAACAAAGACAACAAAAAAGCUCCAACUACCACGUAAUGAUGAGUGUUGUUACACUCCUUGAUUCUUUACCCGAUCUAAAUGAUCAGUUGGAUGCAAGUGAGGAGAUAUUAGAAUUUGCUUACCAAGUAAUCAAAUCAAAGCGAAGAAAAAGAACAAACGAAGAAAACCAAAAAAAAAAUUUAGCUUGAGUGAGAACACAACUGUCUACAUGUUGAUACCAAUCGUCUCGUUGAAUAGACAACACAGUACCAUGCUGAGCGUGUUAGUCUGUGUUGUCUAUUCAAAGAGACGAUUGUUAUAAACAUGUGGACAGUUGUUAUAUUAGUGUUACUCUACUAGUUACAAUAAUUUAAUUAUUGUGACUGAAAUUGAAUUUGUGAUAUGAAUAAAAAGAACUUGUUAUGAAUUUUCAAAA